Messenger RNA from Clunio marinus, 222 nucleotides. The record is from the annotation of a GenBank genome assembly. NCBI's taxonomy places the organism in Eukaryota, Metazoa, Arthropoda, Insecta, Diptera, Chironomidae.
AUGUCUUCUUAUUCAUAUUUUUGUUGCUUAAUUUGCUGUCUUAUUUUUUGCGGCUUUCAGAUGAGAAGACAUUUUCAUUCGAGCAAGUUUCAGCAGAUAUCUCAUAAACAUUCUGAAUAUGAAUUUCUGAAAUUCGAAGGACAAGCAGCUGCUGGUUUCUCCGACAGCAUGAAGGAAAGCAAAAGUGUCAUAACUUCUGCAAAUUUAUUGUUCCUCCAAUGA